AUGAACGGAAGCUUCAAUCCGGCAUCGGGAUGCCCUAACUGCGGCCAUAACUGCGGUAUUCCCUGCAGUAAUACAGACAUUGCUCAGACUAGCAUUUGCCCUCCGACCGUCGAUUUUUGCCCGCUGGAGAAGACUCGUGCAUACCAUCAUUCCUAUUGUGACGGCAAGGAAAUUGGAGAAAUCCUGAACCAGCACGCUGAAAAGGCCCGGUUUGAAUCCAUGGAGCAUUGGGAAGCAUUUGUCAAUUUCUGCACACCCGACAAGGGAAUUCGCGCUCAUUUUACCAUGCUUAUCGGUUGCCUUAGCGCCCACCGCGCUCGCCUUUCGCAAUGUCGCAAUCCACCUCCAGAGUCAUAUCUCGUCUGUUGGGCUUUGAUUCACAUGGGAAGCCCUAUGUCUGACUUCGUGGGGUGGUCACUGGCCAGAGAAGAAGGGACACAACAAUACUGGACGAUCGAUGUCCUAGAGGAGCAUCUGCUCCUUUGGAUCAGUAUAUUCGAGAGCGGACCUGCAAAGCGCUACGAGGAAAAUGUCAUACGCUUAACGUCGUCGCUGCACCCCAACCAGAGUGCCACUAAUGGGCCUAGUAUUGCACAUGCUUUUUCGUCCCAUUUGAAACAUAGGCGCUGGGCACAUCAAUUGUGGAAAGUGUUUUGGAACAAACAUUUCCAGUAUAUGGCUAAAGCACAUCAGCCUGAAGACGCAGAAAUGACAGACGCGCCAUAA
This is a messenger RNA of Cladophialophora bantiana CBS 173.52, 726 nucleotides long. RefSeq lists its product as uncharacterized. NCBI's taxonomy places the organism in Eukaryota, Fungi, Ascomycota, Eurotiomycetes, Chaetothyriales, Herpotrichiellaceae. The coding region runs from base 1 to 726 and encodes 241 amino acids. The record is from RefSeq and is a predicted model, not a curated record. The transcript has a single exon.